AUGAUGGCGGCCGCCUGGCGCGCGCUGCUGCUGCUGCUGCUGGGGCCCUGGGGGGGCUCGCGCGCCGCGCUGCCCCCGGCCCCGCCCCAGGACGCCGAGUUCACGUUCCUGCUGCCGGCCGGGCGGCGCGAGUGCUUCUACCAGGGCGCGCCGGGCAACGGCUCCAUGGAGGCCGAGUACCAGGUUAUCGGUGGUGCGGGCCUGGACAUCGACUUCUCCCUGGAGAGCCCCUCGGGCGUGCUGCUGAUCAACGAAUACCGGAAAUCGGACGGGGUGCACACCAUUGAGCCCACGGAAGCAGGUGACUACAAACUCUGCUUUGAUAACUCCUUCAGCACUAUCUCGGAGAAGCUGGUUUUCUUCGAGCUCAUCUUCGACAGCCCCCAGGAGGACGAGGACGGGGAUAACUGGGCUGAGGUGGUGGAGCCGGAGGAGAUGCUGGAUAUGAAGAUAGAAGAUAUUAAGGAAUCCAUUGAGACCAUGAAGAACCGUUUGGAGCGGAGCAUCCAGAUGCAGACGCUGCUGCGAGCCUUCGAAGCCAGAGACCGCAACCUGCAGGAGAGCAACAUGAGCCGUGUCAACUUCUGGUCAGCCGUUAACCUGGGGGUGCUGGUGGUGGUGGCCUUCCUCCAGGUCUACAUGCUGAAGAGCCUCUUCGAAGACAAGAGGCACGUCCGAACGUAG
Molecule: messenger RNA, 684 nt
Organism: Emys orbicularis (European pond turtle)
Lineage: Eukaryota; Metazoa; Chordata; Testudines; Emydidae
Gene: TMED1
Product: transmembrane p24 trafficking protein 1
Exons: 4
Coding region: 1-684 (227 amino acids)
Biological process (GO): intracellular protein transport; endoplasmic reticulum to Golgi vesicle-mediated transport; Golgi organization
Cellular component (GO): COPII-coated ER to Golgi transport vesicle; endoplasmic reticulum; endoplasmic reticulum-Golgi intermediate compartment
Source: RefSeq, a predicted model, not a curated record